AUGGCGGCCAAGGCUCUGGCCGCCCUGGGCAGUGCCCGUCGAGAGGCGGCCGCCGCAGCGAGUGAGGGAAGCGCCGAGAAGCUGUCACGCUUCCCUCAGGCAGUGCAGCAUGCUGCAGUGAAACAGACCGGGUGCGUGGACCGCAUCGUGCAGGUUGCUAUUGGCCACUCAGCCUUACCUUUUCCGGGUGCCCAGAGCUUCUCGACGACCAGGCACAUGAUUGUCAUUGUGGUCCGCUCUGCAAGCUGGUGCCCCCACCUGGUCCCGACCCGCUCCUGGCUGAAUCAUUGUGUCUGCGUCUAG
Messenger RNA from Prorocentrum cordatum, 303 nucleotides. NCBI's taxonomy places the organism in Eukaryota, Dinophyceae, Prorocentrales, Prorocentraceae. The record is from the annotation of a GenBank genome assembly.